This is a messenger RNA of Ornithorhynchus anatinus (platypus), 2843 nucleotides long. It is a transcript of the gene FGFR4, whose product is annotated as fibroblast growth factor receptor 4. NCBI's taxonomy places the organism in Eukaryota, Metazoa, Chordata, Mammalia, Monotremata, Ornithorhynchidae. Gene Ontology annotation, molecular function: ATP binding; fibroblast growth factor binding; fibroblast growth factor receptor activity. Gene Ontology annotation, cellular component: signaling receptor complex; membrane. Bases 231 to 2768 code for a protein of 845 amino acids. The record is from RefSeq and is a predicted model, not a curated record. Gene Ontology annotation, biological process: positive regulation of kinase activity; regulation of bile acid biosynthetic process; multicellular organism development. The transcript is spliced from 19 exons.
GCGGGGCGGAGGAGGGGCCGAGGCGGGAGAGUCCGUCCCGGCUCGGCCGAUGGAAGCCGCCCCCGGGGCCCGGAGCCUCGGCCUGGAGCCCCUCUCCUAGCUGGGACAGGUUAACCUGGCCCGGAGCCUGCUCUGCUGCGGGUUUCUGAUUGAGAGGCUGCCCCGUCGCCCCUCUCUUCCCGGCCGCCCCCACCCUCAAAGGAGGAGAAAGCCGCCCACCCCCAAUAAGGAUGAAAAUAAGCACCCCCUCUCCUAGCCCCCCGCAGGAGGUGAAAACAGGAUCCAAGGAAGCCCUUCCACACCUGUGCCCCGAGGCGCACGGGAGCGAUCCCCUGCAUCUGGGAGCCUUUGGUAGAAACAUGGGGUUGCGGCUGGCCCUGCUGGCGGCCCUCCUGGUGGCUGCGGGGUUACUGGCUCCUCAGCCAGUAGCCUCCCAGGACAUGGACCAGGAGCCCUGCCAGGGUCAGGGGGAGCAGGACAAGGAUCAGCACCUCCAGCUAGACCCGGGCCGGGCUCUGCGGCUCUGCUGUGCCCAGGGCAACCGCAGCGGGCACUGGUACAGGGCGGGCAGCCGCCUUGCCGCCAGAGGCCGGGUGCGGGCCUGGCGCGGCUGGCUGGAGAUCGCGGCCCUGAGCGACGAGGACGCGGGGUCCUACCUGUGCCUGGCGCGGGGCACCAGGCUGGUGCUCUACAACAUCACCAUCUCCGUGGUUGAUUCCCUGGGCUCGGGGGAUGACGACGAGGACAGCGACGGCCCCCAAGGGGCGCUCCCAAGAGGCCGGGCCAGACUUCAUCAAGGCCCUUACUGGACGCACCCCCAGCGCAUGGACAAGAGGCUCUAUGCCGUCCCCGCCGGCAACACCGUCAAGUUCCGCUGUCCAGCCUCCGGGAAGCCCCUGCCCACCAUCCGCUGGCUGAAGAACGGGCGGGAUUUCAGGGGCGAACAUCGCAUCGGGGGCAUCCGGCUCCGCCACCAGCACUGGAGCCUGGUCAUGGAGAGCGUUGUGCCCUCCGACCGAGGCAACUACACCUGCCUGGUGGAGAACACCUUUGGCAGGAUCCACUACAGCUACCUGCUGGACGUAUUGGAGAGGUCCCCGCACCGGCCCAUCCUGCAGGCCGGUCUCCCCGCAAACACCACGGCGGUGGUGGGCAGCGACGUCGAGUUCUUCUGCAAGGUGUACAGCGAUGCCCAGCCCCACAUACAGUGGCUGAAGCACAUAGAGGUGAACGGCAGCAGCUUCGCGGCAGACGGGGUCCCCUACGUGCAGGUCCUCAAGACGGCCGACAUCAACAGCUCAGAGGUAGAGGUUUUGUACCUGCGCAAUGUCUCGGCUGAGGACGCUGGCGAAUACACCUGUCUGGCGGGCAACUCCAUCGGCCUUUCGUAUCAGUCCGCUUGGCUAACUGUGAUCCCAGAGGAGGAGCUGCUGAGGGAUGCGGCGGGCCCAGAGGUCAAGUACACGGACAUCAUCAUCUACACGUCUGGCUCGCUGGCCGUGGCCAUGGUGGUGGUCAUCGUGGCCCUGUGCCGCAUGCAGUCACAGGCCGGCAAGCCGUCCCGUGAGCCUCUGGCUGUACACAAGCUCUCCCGGUUCCCUCUCAUCAGACAGUUCUCUCUGGAGUCCAGCUCCUCGGGGAUGUCCAGCACCUCCUUGAUGCGGGUCCCCCGCCUGUCCUCCAGCUGCACCCCCAUGCUGGCCGGCCUCGUGGAGCUGGACCUGCCCCUGGAUGCCAAAUGGGAGUUCCCCAGGGACAGGCUGGCUCUGGGGAAGCCCCUGGGCGAGGGCUGCUUCGGGCAGGUGGUGCGGGCCGAGGCCUACGGCAUCGACCGGGAUCGGCCGGACAAGGUGGAAACUGUGGCCGUGAAGAUGCUGAAAGACAAUGCCUCGGACAAGGACCUGGCCGACCUCAUCUCUGAGAUGGAGAUGAUGAAGCUGAUGGAUCAGCACAAAAACAUCAUCAACUUGCUGGGGGUCUGCACCCAGGAAGGACCAUUGUACGUGAUCGUGGAGUGUGCCGCCAAGGGCAGCCUGCGGGAAUACCUGCGGGCCCGCCGGCCCCCUGGCCCAGACUCCCCCUUCGCUGCCGUCGCUGCCAGGGUACCCGAGGAGCAGCUGUCCUUCCAGGACCUGGUCUCCUGUGCCUACCAGGUGGCCCGCGGCAUGGAGUACCUCGAGUCCAAGAAGUGUAUCCACCGUGACCUGGCCGCUCGCAACGUGCUGGUCACCGAGGACAACGUGAUGAAGAUUGCAGACUUUGGCCUGGCCAGGGGCGUCCACGACAUUGACUACUACAAGAAAACCAGCAACGGCCGCCUACCAGUGAAGUGGAUGGCCCCAGAGGCUCUGUUUGACCGCGUCUACACCCACCAGAGUGAUGUGUGGUCCUUUGGGAUCCUGAUGUGGGAGAUCUUCACCCUGGGGGGGUCCCCGUACCCCGGCAUCCCGGUGGAGGAGCUCUUCAAGCUGCUGAAGGAAGGGCACCGCAUGGACCGGCCAUCCAACUGCACCCAUGAGCUGUACCUGCUGAUGCGAGAAUGCUGGCAUGCCGCCCCGUCCCAGAGACCCACCUUCAAGCAGCUGGUGGAAGCCCUGGACAAGAUCCUGAUGGCCGUCGCCGAGGAGUACCUGGACCUCUCGACGCCCUUUGAGCAGUACUCCCCGUCUGGCGAAGAUACCAGCAGCACCUGUUCCUCCAACGACUCCGUCUUCACUCAUGAGACCUCGGCCCCCUGCCCCUUUGCUUAUCACAACGUGCGGACUUGACUUGGGGGGAGGGGUAGGAGGAGAGACGGUUGGGCCCCCCCCGCCCCACAGGUCAGCCUGGGGGUGGGGGGGUAG